UCUCUCUCUCUCUCUCUCAAUCUCUCUCGAUGAGCCAUGGAAGGAGGACAUCAUCAGCAUCAGCAUCAGCAUCAGCAUCUAUUAAGUGUUAACAUGAUGAUGGACACAGGAGAUCGGUUCCCUCAAUGGAGCCUCCAAGAGACAAAGGAGUUCUUAGCGAUCAGAGCAGAGCUGGAUCGAAACUUCAUGGAGACGAAACGGAACAAACUUCUCUGGGAAGUCAUCUCCACUAAGAUGAAGGAAAGGGGUUACACUCGUAGCGCUGAGCAGUGCAAGUGCAAGUGGAAGAAUCUCGUCACUCGUUAUAAAGGAUGUGAAACAAUAGAGCCUGAAUCGAUGCGUCAACAAUUCCCAUUCUACAAUGAGUUGCAAGCCAUCUUUACAGAUAGGAUGCAGAGGAUGUUAUGGUUGGAAGCAGAAGGUGCUGCUGCCGCCGCAGCCGGUGGUGGUGGUGGUGGUGGUUCUAAAAAGAAAGGGGUUAGGUUAUCAUCGGACGAUGAGGAUUAUAACGAAGAAAGCGAUGAGGAUAAUAAGGGUAUUAUUAAUAAGAAGAAGAAGAAGAAGGGAAAGGUCAUUAGUACUAGUGGUGGUGGUUGUAAUAUUAAUAAUUUGCAGGAGAUAUUAGAUAACUUCAUGAGACAACAGAUACAAAUGGAGAUGCAAUGGAGAGAAGCUGUAGAAGCAAGGGAGGAGGAGAGAAGGUUGAAAGAGAUGGAAUGGAGACAAAUCAUGGAAGGUUUGGAGAAGGAGAGAUUGAUGAUGGAUAGAAGAUGGAGAGAAAGAGAAGAACAACGGAGGAUUCAAGAGGAAAUCCGAGCAGAGAAGAGAGAUGCUCUCAUCACAGCUCUGCUAAAUAAGCUAAGACGAGAGGAGGAGUUGCUGUAGGGUUGUUUAGUUUAGUUGGAGGUAGAAGAAGGUAGCAGCAGCUACUGUCUCUCAUUUGUUCAUUAAUUCCUUCUUUGUUUUCGAGAGAAAAGACGAGAGAGACUCUUCCUGAGGUUUGUCUUGGAACUCUCUCGUUUCUAGGGUUAGUGG
Molecule: messenger RNA, 1035 nt
Organism: Telopea speciosissima
Lineage: Eukaryota; Viridiplantae; Streptophyta; Magnoliopsida; Proteales; Proteaceae
Product: trihelix transcription factor GT-3b-like
Exons: 3
Coding region: 37-885 (282 amino acids)
Source: RefSeq, a predicted model, not a curated record